Molecule: messenger RNA, 1089 nt
Organism: Vicia faba (fava bean)
Lineage: Eukaryota; Viridiplantae; Streptophyta; Magnoliopsida; Fabales; Fabaceae
Source: the annotation of a GenBank genome assembly
AUGGCUGAUUCAGGUGGUUCUUCUAGGAGAAUGUGGUGCUCCAUACCAGAACGGUUUCAGCUGCAUGGGGCCAUGCUGGUCCUCCAAGUUGGUUAUGCUGGUUUCCAUGUUGUCUCUAGAGCUGCCCUUAACAUGGGAAUUAGCAAACUCGUUUUUCCGGUUUAUCGAAAUCUUCUCGCUUUUCUUCUCCUUGUUCCAUUUGCAUACUUCUUGGAAAAGAAGGAAAGGCCAGCUAUUAACUUCAACUUUCUUUUGCACUUCUUCCUUCUUGCCCUUGUCGGUUUUACAGCCAACCAAGGUUUCUACUUGCUUGGCUUGGACAAUACAUCUCCAACUUUUGCAUCAGCUAUACAAAACUCAGUUCCAGCCAUUACAUUUCUCAUGGCAGUUAUACUCAGAAUAGAGCAAGUGAAGUUGAACAGAAAGGAUGGAAUGGGAAAAGUUGCAGGAACAUUAUUCUGUGUUGCAGGAGCAUCAGUGAUAACGCUUUACAAAGGUCCAACAAUAUACAGUCCAGUUCCACCAUCUCUAAACAACAACAACAACAAUAUCAUACAAGAGAGUUUGUUUGAGUCAUUGGGUGAUGCAAAAGGAAAAAACUGGACCCUUGGAUGUUUGUACCUUAUAGGACAUUGUUUGUCUUGGUCUGGUUGGCUGGUGUUACAAGCACCUGUCCUUAAGAAAAAUUCUCAGGCUUGGAUUUUCACCUCUGGUAGUGAAGUUCUUACUAUCGUCUACGGGGGAGUGGUAGCAUCAGGAAUUGCAUUCGCUGUACAGAUAUGGUGCAUUGACAAAGGAGGACCUGUUUUCGUUGCAGUGUAUCAACCUGUUCAAACUCUAAUUGUUGCUAUUAUGGCUUCUCUUGCUUUAGGAGAAGAAUUCUACUUGGGAGGGAUCAUUGGAGCAGCAUUGAUCAUUGUGGGGUUGUACCUAGUUUUGUGGGGCAAAAAUGAAGAAAAGAAAUUUGCAAGGGAGCUAGCAGCAACAACUUCGACUCCGGAGCAUAGUGGCAUUAUCAGGGCCUCAAGCCAUCAUGGAAAAGCAUCACUCACUCAACCUCUUCUUCCUUCAUCAACGGAAAAUGUUUGA